This is a messenger RNA of Microtus oregoni (creeping vole), 1210 nucleotides long. RefSeq names its product actin, cytoplasmic 1-like. Gene Ontology annotation, cellular component: NuA4 histone acetyltransferase complex; membrane; cytoplasm. The record is from RefSeq and is a predicted model, not a curated record. Gene Ontology annotation, biological process: axonogenesis; cell motility. NCBI's taxonomy places the organism in Eukaryota, Metazoa, Chordata, Mammalia, Rodentia, Cricetidae. Gene Ontology annotation, molecular function: protein kinase binding; nucleosomal DNA binding. The coding region runs from base 1 to 1128 and encodes 375 amino acids. The transcript has a single exon.
AUGGAUGACGAUAUCACUACGCUCGUUGUCGACAAAGGCUCCGGCAUGUGCAAAGCCGGCUUCGCGGGCGACGAUGCUCCCCGGGCCGUCUUUCCCUCCAUCGUGGGCUGCCCUAGGCACCAGGGCGUGAUGGUGGGCAUGGGCCAGAAGGACUCGUACAUGGGCGACGAGGCCCAGAGCAAGAGAGGCAUUCUGACCCUGAAGUACCCUAUUGAACACGGCAUUGUCACCAACUGGGACGACAUGGAGAAGAUCUGGCACCACACCUUCUACAACGACCUACGUGUGGCCCCCGAGGAGCACCCUGUGCUGCUCACCGAGGCCCCCCUGAACCCCAAGGCCAACCGUGAAAAGAUGACCCAGAUCAUGUUCGAGACCUUCAACACCCCAGCCAUGUACGGAGCCAUUCAGGCCGUGCUGUCCCUGUAUGCCUCUGGUCGUACCCCUGGCAUUGUGAUGGACUCCGGAGACGGGGUCACCCACACUGUGCCCGUCUAUGAGGGCUAUGCUCUCCCUCAUGCCAUCCUGCGUCUGGACCUGGCUGGCCGGGACCUGACAGACUACCUCAUGAAGAUCCUGACCGAGCGUGGCUACAGCUUCACCACCACAGCCGAGAGUGAAAUUGUGCGUGACAUCAAAGAGAAGCUGUGCUGUGUUGUCCUGUACUUCGAGCAAGAGAUGGCCACUGCUGCAUUCUCUUCCUCCCUGGAGAAGAGCUAUGAGCCGCCUGAUGGCCUGAUCAUCACUAUUGGCAACGAGCGGUUCCGUGCCCCUGAGGCUCUCUUCCAGCCUUCCUUCCUGGAUAUGGAAUCUUCUGGCAUCCACGAAACUACAUUCAAUUCCAUUAUGAAGUGUGACGUCGACAUCCGCAAAGACCUCUAUGCCAACAUAGUGCUGUCUGGUGGCACCACCAUGUACCCAGGCAUUGCUGACCGGAUGCAGAAGGAGAUCACUGCUCUGGCUCCCAGCACCAUGAAAAUCAAGAUCAUUGCUCCUCCCGAGCGCAAGUACUCUGUGUGGAUUGGUGGCUCCAUCCUGGCCUCCCUGUCCACCUUCCAGCAGAUGUGGAUUAGCAAGCAGGAGUACGAUGAGUCCGGCCCCUCCAUUGUUCACCGCAAAUGCUUCUAGGCAGACUGUGACUGGGCUGCCUUUUACACCCUUUCUUUGACAAAACCUAACUUGCGCAGAAAAAAAAAAAAAAAAAAAAAAA